AUGUCAAUUGCAGAUUUUGCCGAGAAAAUUUAUGUCGAACUCGACAAGAUGGGAUUGCAUUCAUCAAGCAUCAGAGUAGACAUAUCUGAAAUUAUUGAUUUUGCUUUUAGAAUGCAAGUAUGCGAUAUUGUUCCUAAAAAUUUAGUAUGAGAAAGAAGAUAUUGAAACAAAGCUCUAAACAGAAAUUGAUAGACUGGUAAUUCAAUUAUCAUAAAAAUAAAAAUGUUUAUUACAUUAAACAAGUAUUUAGUUAAAUUUACAGAAGAAUAGGUGAUCUUUGAUUUUGAGAAGAUAGAACUCCUCCUUUAUGAAAAAAAUGAAUACAAAAUGUUGCAUGAUUGUAUUGAUUUCAUUAAAGCAUGCAAAUUGAACAUUUAAAAACGUAAUAUCCAGAAUUGGGAUUCAGAAUAAAAAUCAGAUGAUGGUACAUCUUCUAUGAUAAAAUAUAGCAUUUUUAUGUUCAAAUUCGUUAAACAUGCAAAAAACUAUUUAAUUUGCUUAAGAGAAUAAAAAAUUACAGGAAAUCAUUUAAAAUAUCAAUAAAAGCUCAAUUUCAUUAAGCCAAAAAGAACAAUUAGUAUACAACAUUAUUAAAUCAUAAACAAAAACUUUAUCUCCUAAAUAACAUGUGAUUCUAGAUGUAAUAUAUUAAUACUAUCCUAGGAUGUUCUUAAUAUUAGUUAUUAACCUAAUAAUAAAAAAGGAAAUCUAAGCAUCUUAUCCAGCAUUCAAUUUCAAGAUCAAAUAAACACAAAAUUAAACAAAUUAGGAGACAAGAUCUUACUUCUCACAAAUGAAGGAUUUAAAGAUUGUGCUUCGCCAAAGUUUUAAUUCUCUUCCCUUAGUCCUAUAAAACCACUCUAAGAAAUUAAAGACAAAUCUAUAAAAUCACAUAGAUCUUCCUUAAUUUUAGGUUCAUUUUAAAAUACAGAAAAUAAAUCAUAAUAACAAUUUAUUAUCCCAAGAAUUUAAAUUGAAAAGCUUGAAGAUUUGAAAGAAAAGGAUGAUACAGAUUACAAAGAGAUCAAUAAAAAAUAUGGAAGCCUCAAUUCUUAAGAUAAUAAUAAUAAAUCAAACAAUAUGCACACCAAUAAGAAGAAAAACCCUAAAUAAUUAUCUUUAUUCGAAAAACAAUCCUUCUAUGAUCGAAGUACUUUUAUUAAUAUCGGAACAAAUAAUCCCAGGAGCAAAGAAACUAAAGACACAGACAAUAGAAGAAGUGAUUCCUAAAAAUCUAGAGAACGAAAUCAAACAUUUCAUUGUGGAUAGCCUUAAUAAAGUAAAUUUCUUAAAGAAUUAAUGCAAAAAGUUUAUUCUAGAAAUAAUCCAAUCAAAAAACCCUACAAAAUCAGUGAAUUUGAAAAAAAAUAGUUGAGUCUUUUAAGUAAAAUAUAAUUAUAUAAGUAGUUGGAAGGGCUAAAAAAUAAUAAUCGUUACAUAAUUGA
Messenger RNA from Paramecium octaurelia, 1445 nucleotides. The record is from the annotation of a GenBank genome assembly. NCBI's taxonomy places the organism in Eukaryota, Ciliophora, Oligohymenophorea, Peniculida, Parameciidae.